CUAUGCGGUCCGUGUGGCCAUUAGUCACCCCCCCCCUUCCUUCCCCAGGCUCUCUGCCACUCGGUUAUGCGGAGUCAUUAAGAAAGGGAGGGGACUGAUCAGACGAGGAUGAGGGAUAGAGACAGAGUGGACAUAAUAGGGAAGAAAAAGCAAAAAGAAGCAGGUAGCUAUAAUUGUUCGUUGACUAUCUGGGGACCAAGUUUCCUUUUGGAUCAGGAGACCUUGCACACACUGAGGCCACGUGGAGGUGGAAGGCCACUUUCUCCGCCUCGACUGAGAGGAGCCCCGCCCCCUACAUCAUCCCCAGACCCUCUGUGAACUUUCACCUUAAAGUCACAGCUCGCCUGUCCCAGACCCCCGCAGAGCAUCCAUGACGGACGCAGUGAUGGGGACGAGCUCGGAGCGCUGGGGCCCCCACGGGAGGCAGUCGCGCAUGCCGGCCAGUGAUAAGGACCAGGCUGACUGGACGCCACAGCCCAACCCUCCCCCCGGGGACGACCUGACCGAUGAAGAGAAGGAGAUCAUCAACGGCGUCAUCGCUCGGGCCGAGAAGAUGGAGGCCAUGGAGCAGGAGAGGAUCGGCCGCCUGGUCAACCAGCUUGACACCAUAAAGAAGACAGUGUGUGGGGACGGAGUGUCACGCUGCCUGCUGUGUGGGGAGCUCCUGGGAGCACCUGGGGUCAGCUCUGUGGUGUGUGAAGACUGCAAGAAGAACAUGUGCACUAAGUGUGGCAUUCAGACUGGCCGGCGUCCUCGGGCUGUGUGGCUCUGCAAGAUCUGCGGCGAGCAGAGAGAGGUGUGGAAGCGCUCCGGGGCCUGGUUCUUCAAGGGCAUGCCCAAGCAGAUGCUGCCCUCCCCCAUACCCAUCUCCAAGAAUCGGGAAGCGAGUGCCCAGCCAAUUCCCAGUGCCCAGGAGCCUCCGGGCCCCGAAGCGAGGGCCCCCAGUCAGCCCAGGACACAAAGCAGGGGCCCAGUGGAGAGCCAGAGCCACAGUUCUGAGCAACAGCUGACAGAAACGCAGCCCUCAGGCCGAGGGGGAUAUCCUCCUGUGCCCCCCAAGCCCACUGAUGUGCAGCCAGGGCGAGGUCUCUACCGUGGGGAGAGCAGCGACGACACUCAGGGCAGCCCUGUGGUGCUGAAGCGGGCUGUUCCCGUGCAGAGCUCCAGGCCCCCCCAGACACAGGCAGCGUCAGCCAAGGCUGAGCAGGCCCCAAUGGAGAUGGAGCCCAAUUACUCCAGUGCACCAGCUCCCCUCAGAGAAGAAAGAGUGCCAUCUGGUGUCCAGGAGGAGAGGCGACAGCCUGCUGCCGCUUACAGUCGGGCCCCUGUGCGGCACCAGCCCCCGCCCCCGGAGAAGGAUGAGGAGGAGGAGGCCAACAGCUAUGACUCGGAUGAAGCAACCACUCUGGGCUCUCUUGAAUUCACCCUUCUCUAUGAGCAGGAGAACAACAGCUUGCACUGCAACAUCAUGAAAGCCAAGGGGCUGAAGCCAAUGGACUCCAAUGGGCUUGCAGACCCCUAUGUCAAGCUGCACCUACUGCCUGGGGCCAGCAAGUCCACCAAGCUACGCACCAAGACCCUGCGAAACACUCGCAACCCGACCUGGAACGAGACACUGGUGUACCACGGCCUGACCGACGAGGACAUGCAGCGUAAGACGCUUAGGAUUUCCGUCUGUGAUGAGGACAAGUUUGGUCACAAUGAAUUCAUUGGUGAGACUCGGGUGGCGUUGAAGAAGAUGAAGAUGAACCAGAAGAAGAACUUUAACGUGUGCCUGGAGAGAGUGGUGCCGGUGAAGCGGACGGCAACCGGGGGAGGGGCGCGUGGCAUUUCACUCUAUGAGGAUGAGACGGGGAAGGACAUCGGCGAUGUGGAGGAGCGCGGACGCAUUCUCAUCUCUCUCAUGUACAACACCCAGCAGAAUCGGCUCAUCGUGGGGGUGGUGCGCUGCGUACACCUAGCCGCCAUGGACGCCAACGGCUACUCAGACCCCUUCGUCAAAAUUUGCCUGAAACCAGACAUGGGUAAAAAAGCAAAGAACAAAACCCAGAUCAAGAAAAAAACCCUGAACCCCGAGUUCAAUGAGGAAUUCAGCUAUGACAUCAAGCACAGCGAGCUGGCAAAGAAGACCCUCGACAUCUCGGUGUGGGAUUAUGACAUUGGGAAGUGUAACGACUACAUUGGAGGAUGCCAAUUGGGCAUCACAGCUAAAGGAGAGCGUCUGAAGCACUGGUAUGAGUGCCUGAAGAACAAGGACAAGAAGAUUGAGCGCUGGCACACACUGAUGAAUGAGAACCACGUGUCCAGUGACUGAGCCCUGCUGCAUGUCCCCAGCACAUCUUGGUUCCACAUGUUUCCCAAAUUAUUUUUUAUUGACGCUCAGUGCUGUGCCAUCAACCAACAUGGCUACCGCUUAUAUCCUUGUAACCCUUGGCUGUAGUCAUGCUAUCUGUCUGACCAAAACCUGCAAAGAAAUAUCACAGGCCACAGGUGUGCUUUUUGCCCCCAGGUACAAAAGAGAUGUUUCUCCUUCUUGGAAGGAAAAGCUACUGAACCAUGACAUAAUAUAUGUGAAAAUCAAACAGUGCUAGCUACAGUAUAUAUACGCACCAUGCAAGCACUACCUGAAGUUAGCCACAAACAAUAAUUUUAACUCCUGAAUUCAAAAGCUGGAUUCUUUGUGGUUUCAAGCAUCAUUGUACAUCACCCCAGUAAAAUCAGCAAACUUGGUAAAAAGACUUGCAAGCUUGAAUGAAUACAGGAUGGACUUUAAGGUCCACUGGAUGUGACCCAGGGGUGGGUCACUGAUUAGCACUUUUGCUUGACACAUCCAGGGCUGAGGUGCUCGAGUUUCCUCCUGCAGUCCAAAGACAUGCAGUUCAGCUAAUUGGCAUCUCUAUAUUACCUGCAUUGUAUUGCAUGGUGUAUGUGGACUGGCCGUCUAUCCUGGGCGUAGCCUAGCUUCGUGUCCUGUGCUGCUGAGGAUAGGCUCCCCUGUUACCUUCACAGGGAUAAACAGUUAGAAGAUAAAUGAAUGUGUAAUUUCUAGCAACAGACAGAGUAGCGGCACAAAUCCUUGUUUUAGGAGUUUUAGGCACACAAAUCAACAGCUUGCUGUUAUAGACGUGGGAUUUCACCUUUCGGAUUACAUUCUGCUGCUGCAGUUCUCAAGAGGUCCUUUUUUAAAAAUAAUAAAAAAAAGAUUCAAUUAUUCUUUUGUUGUUUUGGUACCACUUUACAAUAAGGCUCCCUUUUGCUACUUGUAAAUGGUAGUAACUCAUUAAUAAAAACAAAACUAACUUGUUUAAAAUUGUCUAUUAAUUUACAAAGUGUUACAACCUAAUUAAUAAGAUUAUAAACCAUUCAUAAACUCUAUAUGGGUAUCGUUAUUGUAGAGUGGCACCGUUGUUUCUGUAUGAGGAGAGAAAAUAGUUAAAUGUCUGCGAAGCAGUUUUGAAGAUUCUAUUUUUUUUCUUAUUAUUAUUAUUAUUAUUAUUAUAUUACUACGGGAAAUUAUGUAACCGUGGAAGACUGCAGGAAAAAAACUGGCAAAAUAUGUAUAAAAACAUUCGUUCUCUAAAGGUGUCUUGAUGCGAAAACCUCUGAUCUUUCAGAUGCCUUUCCGAAGAUUCGUUUCCGUCGAGCUUUUCAAAAAAAACUGUGAUAUAACAUGCACCUUAACACAUUUCCGACGAUUUGUGCGUGAUGACAAAACGGAAAACCUUUGGUGAUAAUGCUUUUUUUGAGCCGCUGUAGGUAGUUCCUGAUAGCUCUGCCUGUGUUGCAUGCAUAAGCUGUGGUUGGUGGCCGUGGUGUUUGUGCAAAGAGCUGCCUUGGACCUCUGACCAGAUCCACGUAGACAGGGAUCUGUUUACCCCACCCUCCAGCUCCAGCGCCUGUCGAUCACAGAAGCUUCUGUGUGCAACACCAGACUCGCCGCGAAGGAAAGCACACGCUAUAGUACAAUGGAAUGACCUCAUACUUUUUCAUCGAAAUCUGCAAGUUUUUUGGAUCUCUAUGCAUGACUGUACCGCUUUUCCCGAUAUAGAACAUUUUUUCGGUUUAUUACAGAUUAAAUUCCUCUCUUCAUUUUAAAUAGAUGUGAACGUUUUUCUGUAUUCUGCAGUUUUUCUUUUUCUUUUUAUCUUUCCAGUGUCUUCCAAGCCGGUGUUCUGUCGAGUUGAGCUACUUUGUUGAGUUAGGCUAUGUUGGAGCACGGCGUCUCCACCGGGUCCGUGGAUGAGAAGAGAUUCACAGCUGACACGGGGAGAAGUUGCAAAUCACCGGUUUAUUGUCUUGACUGAUUAUAAUCAGGGAGCGGCCGUCUGACAUACAUUCAGCAUGUACAGGAGGAGGCUCUGCCAUAUCCUAACUCUUUCCCUAACCCCCCAAAAACCCUUACCUUAACCCUAACCCCUAAAACCUAACCCUAAUCAAAAGACAGUAGGACUGUACGUGUCCAGAAAGGCUCAAUUGCACGUCUCGAUAGGUAGCUGAACUUGUCAGAACACCGGAACAUAACAUUGUCACAACAUUCCCGUGACGCUGAAGUUUUAACCGCGACUCCUCGGCGUCAGUGCUGCGCUGUAACGACCCUCCUUAUGUCAUCUCCCAGCUGAGUGCACUUUGGUCUUUUAGGGCAGUUUCCCAAUCUCGGGAACCCACAGACAGUCCGCGUAUUUGGUCCCUCCCAGAUAAAAAUGUGGACUGUCGGAGGGAGCAAAAACGUUGAUCUUCUGCGGAUCCCCGAGGACCGGGUUGAGAAACAGUGUUGUAGGAUAUGGAGCUGUUCAAUCACACCAAUAUAUUUCAGUCAGUUUUCAAACGAUAAAUUUUACCCUUAAAAGCAUAACGUUUUGCCGAAAUAAAUGUUAAAAUAUAAAAGUGAUAGUGUCCAUUCAGAUGCAUGUAUAAAUGUGUGGUCGUAACAUACAUGCCUGAACACGUGAGUCUAUUUGUAUGGAAUGUAUAUUGAAAUCUGUUCCCUACGUAACACAUUUUUAUUGAAGUGGGUAUAAUCUGAACGUAACAGUUACUAAAACAUUAUGAGGAUUACGUGUAAUGUUUUGUAUGUAAAAUGUUUUAAAGUUGCUAUUCUCAAGUAGAAAACGAAAAACGUAAAAAGGUGAUUAAGUAAUAAGUUAGGUAAUAGGAUUACUGUAGGUUUUAAGUAUUGAGUUACGCAGUUAGCUGUUAUAUAUUAAUUUGUCGGUGUCUCAUAGAAGAUCUAGGGGUGCACUCAGUUUUAAGGACAUCUCCACUCACCAAUGUUUUACCUAUUUAUCCGUUCCCUGUUUCAUUUAGAAAAGUUUUAUUUUGCACAUUUGUAGGCUAUGUUCUGCCUAUAAUGGAAUGAAUUGUGACUGACUUAUUUGUACAUAGUGCAUGUAGAAGGGAAGAAACUAGUAUGUUUGCUAUUGAAUUUGCAUGUAAAAUUUUACAUUGGAUUUGGUUUAUGUAGACCAAUAAAAAGAUUAAAAGAGCCUAUUAAGA
Molecule: messenger RNA, 5493 nt
Organism: Paramormyrops kingsleyae
Lineage: Eukaryota; Metazoa; Chordata; Actinopteri; Osteoglossiformes; Mormyridae
Source: RefSeq, a predicted model, not a curated record